Labrus mixtus (cuckoo wrasse) is the source of this 1118-nucleotide messenger RNA. RefSeq names its product 5,10-methenyltetrahydrofolate synthetase (5-formyltetrahydrofolate cyclo-ligase) (gene mthfs). Gene Ontology annotation, biological process: folic acid-containing compound biosynthetic process; tetrahydrofolate interconversion. The transcript has 3 exons. Gene Ontology annotation, cellular component: mitochondrion. Bases 245 to 847 code for a protein of 200 amino acids. The record is from RefSeq and is a predicted model, not a curated record. Gene Ontology annotation, molecular function: 5-formyltetrahydrofolate cyclo-ligase activity. NCBI's taxonomy places the organism in Eukaryota, Metazoa, Chordata, Actinopteri, Labriformes, Labridae.
CACAGUGCAGCAGGAUCUCCUCUGAAGUCUCUGCAGUCGUUUGUAAGGUUUUAAUGUUUCAGCCUGAGAGUUUAAUGUGUCACGACGUGUCCACACGAGUUAAUGUUUAACUUCUGGAGAGUGGCAUGACGUUAAAACACGACGUGCAUGUUGAAAUCAGUCCGAACAGACCGCCUGAACUGAACACCACGGAGGAGUUUAAAUCACCUUUCAGGUUUAGUUUAUAUAAAGUUUAAAGAAGAGGAUGUCCGCUCUGAGAGCUGCUAAACAGGCUCUGAGGAGAGAAAUCAAGCGACGGGUCUCAGCUCUGAGUGAAGAGGAGAAACUACGACAGUCUCUGGUGGUUUCUCAAAAGCUGUUCAGACAUCCUAAGUAUGUGUCAUGUCAGCGGAUAGCUGUGUUUCUCAGUAUGCACGAUGAAGUGCGCACCGAAGAAAUCAUCAGAGAUGUUUUUAAACGGGGGAAGAGCUGCUUCAUUCCCAGAUAUGAGAGCAGCUCCAGUCACAUGGACAUGCUGCAGCUCAGGAGUGUGGAGGACAUGAAGAUGCUGCCUCUGACGUCCUGGAACAUCCAGCAGCCCGCAGAGGACGACCACAGCAGAGAGGAGGCGCUGUCCGCAGGUGGUCUGGACCUGAUCCUGAUGCCAGGUCUGGGUUUCGACCGUUCGGGAAACCGUCUCGGGCGGGGGAAAGGUUUCUAUGACACCUACCUGGAGCGCUGCAUCAGACACCCUAAAGGGAAGCCCUACACCAUCGCCGUGGCCUUCAAAGAGCAGCUGUGUGAGGAGAUCCCCGUGGACGCCAACGACGUGCUCAUCGACGAAAUCCUGCACGAGGAAGACGAGUAGCCCUCAAUCACCAGAACUUGAACCUGACUGUUUACCUGCCAACGUCAGCCAAUGUUUAACCGACCUCGAAUGUCGACACUAACGGACUGAUUCACUGCAGAUACUUUCAUGUUUGAGCAGAAAUAUUACAGCGGGAACAUCAAAGCUGUGUUUAGACUGAGGAUUCCUCAAUACCAGAAUCUUAAACUUUGAGAUGAUUCCAGUCAAAAUCAAAGAAUAUCAACACCUAUUUGAUACCAUGGCAACACAAAUACAAAUCCUUGACCCCCAA